CUAAUAAAGAGCAGAGAAAAAAAUGAGUUCAAGUUGUGAAAGAAUAGAAUGGGUAGAAAUCAUCGAGCCACGUACCAAGGAGCACAUGUACGCCAAUCUCACCACGGGCGAAUGUGUAUGGGAUCCACCAGAUGAUGUGCCAAUUAAGCGGACCGACUCAUCGCAGUGGUGGGAACUGUUUGAUACGAAUACCCAGCGGUUCUACUACUACAAUGCGGCCACGCAGAAGACCGUGUGGCACCGGCCGAGCAAGUGCGACAUUAUUCCGCUGGCCAAGCUGCAGACGCUCAAGCAGAACACCGAUCCCAGCGAUCGUCGCGAGCAGACCACGCCCCAGAAGCACCAGCCACAAUCUCAACCUCAGCAGCAGGUGCAGCAGCAACAGUCGCCACAACCGCCCCAGCAGCAGCAACCUUCGCCCAUGUCAGGACCGAACAAGAAGGGGCGUGGCCAACAGCAACGGAUUAGCGGUGGCAAUGGGACGGUGGCCAGCUCGGAGGAGAAGCUGACCAGCGAAGUGAUCUCUAGUCCGCGUGGCCGUCAAAGCUUUCGCGUCGGCACGGGUGACUCAUCGCGCUCCAUCGACAUGCAGCAGCAGCAGCAGCAGCCACAUCCUCAGGCCUACGCCUCCAGGCGUUCGCAAGACUCCUGCAAUCACUACAAGGAGUCGGGCAAGUCCAGCGACUCGAGUCUGUCCAGUGCGCAUGGCUACAGGCGCUUCAAUGACGGCGGCGGUACGGGGCCGGGACAUGCGGAUAACCUUCGCCUGGGCUCCCUGCAGAAGCAUCAGCGAGGCGGUGGCAAGGACAACGGAGCUUUUGAGAUGUUGCAAGAGAGCAGCAGCUCGCAUAAUUUACCGCAUGGCAGCACCUCCACAUCCUCAUCCUACGCCGGUGGCAGUGGCUAUGGGGACAAGUAUUUCGAUCACCAGCUGCUGCCAAACCACCACCUGCAGGGUUACUCCUCCAAGUCGUCGGACAUCGCCUCGCCUACGCACUCCAUUCACACGCCGCAGUCGCAAAAGAAGAAAAUGUCGCCGGAUGCGGCGCCCGCUCCACAAUACAACUACGCACAGCAACAGCAUCAGCAGAGAAACAACGCACAACGCAGUGCUGCAGGAGGAGGCGGAGGGGCACCAGUGGGGAAAUCCUAUCCUGGAGAUCGCGAGUACAAGGUGUCACUGGCCCGAUCUGGCAGCUUCAUGUCCUCCUCCAUCAAUCCCGCUGCCGCCGGUCACCACAGCAAGUCCUACCGCAAGAGCAGUGCGGAGGCGGCAAACGGUGGGGCAGCUAGCGAUGACUCCAUGCACGAGAAGUAUUUCAAGUCGGUGGAGAACACGCCGCUCUCGCGCCGUCGCCACACCACCAAUGCCACGAAGAGCGGGGGAGGACCAGCCGGCGGCGGCGCAAGUGGCAGCAACACGGCCAACAGCACGGCCGGCAGUGGCAGUAGCCACAGCCACAAGAAGCACUCCAGCGACUCGAGUCCCCAGAGUCCGAUCAGUCCACAGACGAAGAGCUCGCGGCAGGCGAAGACGAGCGCCACCAGCAGUGCGUUGCCCCAGCUUCAGCUGCAGCACUCGCCGCGCCUGCAGGAACCGAGCCACAGCUUGGAUCUGCUGAGCUUGGAACGGAUUUCGCUGGGCAAGUCGACGGGCGGCCCCAUCUCGCCGGGCGGUGGUCCCGAAACUCUGGGUCUGCUGGGAACGCACUCUUCGCGCGGCUCCAACGACUCGGCCCGCCAGCGUCAGAAGUCCAACAACUCGACGGCAAAUCGCUCGCAGACGCAACACUAUCCCGGCCAGAGUUCGUUGCGGCACAGUGCCAGUUCGAGUCUAGAUAAGCGUGGCUACCAUGUGGGAGGAGGCGGGGGCGGUGAGAAGCGACGCUCCAAGCAGCAUCAGCAGUAUCUACAGCAGGCGGACAACAGCGAUGUGGAGUACGACAAUGGAAACAUCUCGCCCCUGUAUACGAACUGGGACCAGGAUAUGCCCCACCUGCUGCCCCUCAAGCACUACAUCAUGGAGCAGGCGAAGCUGUCUGGACGCUACGAGUACCGCGGAGGCGAUGGCGGCGACUCGGACUCCUAUCACUCGGAUAGCCAGUCGGAGGAGCACUCGCUCUCUGGCCACGAGCCGGACAACGAGGACUCUGACGGGGGAUCUGACACGCAUGGUGGCUACCUGGAGCACAACUACGGCAUGAUUGACGACUACGCCAACAUGGGCGACAGCGUCUCCUACUACGCGUACAUGUAUCCGCCGCACGAUCCCGCCGGAAGGGAGGAUAUCUCCGACAAUGUGGAGGCUGUGCUGGAGGGUAUUGGCGGCAAUGUGACGGCGGAACCUUCGGCCACAACCGCUUCCGUUCCCAAGCCAAAACCCCGUUACCAGAUCUCAUACUACGACACCGUAUCCGGCGGCGGAGGCUACCAUGGCCAGCAGCAGCUUUACUCGAAUACACCGCCGUAUUCGGGGCACGGCCAUGGUCAUCACGUUCCACCGCCGGCCUUGCCGCACCAGCAUCAGCAGCAAUUACACCUGGAGCCGAGCGACGCCAAGCAAAAGCAGUCUCAGACCCUUCCCUCACCCAAUCGGCAGAUCUCUCGACUGGCUGGCGCCGGUCACCACGGACCUGCACAGGGAUCGGGGGCAGCUGGAACACCCAAAGAGGAUGUUGGCCACGGGCACAGUCUCGUUGCCGGUCAACAGCAGGCUGCGCCAGCCAGUCUGUCGCGAGCCGGCCACAAGAUGGCUCCGCCCUCCCUGAAGCCCACCAUCCAGCAGAUCUUUCCACCUAGCGAACGGGCUCCGGGCAUGGGAGGUGGCAUGGGCAUGGGCGGUGCCACUCUGGCUUGCAUGAAGGAAUGUGAUAUCGAGAAGUUUGCCGCCGACAAUCUGAAUCUGCACUCCAAGGGGAUAUUCCGGAAGAAGGCAUCCGUGAGGGACAUGCUCAGCUGGACGGCGGAGGCCAUCAGUCGGCCCAUGUUGGCGUUGUCCCGCGACAAGGCGGACAAAAAGACAGCCAUAGAGCUGUUCAAGCUGGUGCAGAUCUACAUGGCGGAUCGCAAGGCGCGCAUGGGCAUGACCCUCAAUUCGGUGGCCAUAGAAAUCAUCAGUGCAUCGUUGCCCCAGCAGCAAUUAAGGGACGAGCUCUAUGUUCAGCUGUGCCGGCAGACGACGGAGAAUCCCAAGCGAGAGUCGCUCAUCCGCGGCUGGGAGCUGAUGGCCAUCUGUCUCUCCUUCGUACCGCCCUCGCCCACGUUUCAGCCCACGCUGCUCAACUACGUCAACAGGCAUCGCGAUCCCUCCUUCGGCCCCAGUUUCAUGGAAGUGAACAAGUGGCCCAUCCAUGUGCAGAUAUCGCACUAUGCCACAGUGUGUUGUCGGCGCUUGGACCGCAUAGGCAGCAGCGGACGACGUCUAGCCAAGAAGCCAACGGUCGAUGAGGUGGAGCAGGCGCGGCAACAAAUCCUGAGGAACAGCAUGUUCGGCAACACUCUGAACGAGGUCAUGGAACUGCAGAGGGACAAGUUUCCGUUCCGCAAGCUGCCUUGGAUCCAGACAACACUGUCGGAGCAUGUGCUGCUGCUCAACGGAAAGCAGACCGAGGGCAUCUUUCGUGUCUCCGCGGAUGUGGAUGAGGUCAAUUGCAUGAAGAAUCGCCUCGAUCGGUGGGAUGUUCCUGACAUUAACAACACGUUGGUGGACGCUCACGCGCCGGCCAGUCUGCUUAAGCUGUGGUAUCGCGAGCUAUACGAUCCGCUAAUACCAGAUGCCUAUUACGAGGAUUGUGUGAACACCGAGGAUCCCGACAAAGCCAAAGAAAUAGUUAAUAAGUUGCCUGAAAUAAAUCAGCUAGUUCUAACGUAUCUAAUACAUUUCCUGCAACAAUUCUCAAAUCCCGAGGUGGUGAGCUGCACCAAGAUGGACUCCUCCAACCUGGCCAUGGUGUUUGCGCCAAACUGUCUGCGCUGCACGUCCGACGAUCCCAAGGUGAUACUGGAGAAUGCGCGCAAGGAGAUGUCCUUUAUGCGCACCCUCAUCCAGCACAUGGACACAACGCAUGUGGCGAACUUGGCCUAGGACCACCCAGCAACCGUAACCAUAUGUAAACGUUAUUAACCUAUCCUAACUUACUACCUACGAAAAAUCUAACUUGAACUCAAUUUGUAUCUAUACAAAGAAUGAUGUUGAUCUUAACUCCUAACUCCUACUUUUACCCUUAACUCGUUUUGCUACUCGAAUUUUCUUACUAAGGCUACCAAAAAGAAUGCAAACCAAAAGUCCUGGGACUUUAUUUUAUUUCGUAACGUCUAAAGGCAGCUUGUUCAGAACAAUGGCAGCAACAAACCACAAAUACUCGAAGAUCUUGUAACGCGUAGUGCUUUUUCAAACCAAAAAUAACCGAGAGACGAAUCCAAAACACUGUAAACUCAAUGUGUGCAUGCGCCUAGAUAUGUACGUGUCAAAUUGUAGUUGAAUUAAUUUAUAUUUUGCAUUUGCGCAAUUGUUUUCUUUUUAAAUGGAAUUUAAAUCAAAGCAAGUAAGCGAAUACUCAACAGCAACUCUUAACUCUCAAAAAAUGCAAAUAAAUGCAUGAAACAAUGGAAACUUCUUGCGAAGCCUAUAAAUAAAUAGUUAUAAAAGAAAGCUAAAGAUAAUUUAAACAAAACCUAUAUAUAUUAUGAUGUACACUGUAUGAAAAGAAGAUCGAGAAGAACACAGAGAGAGAGAGAUAAGUGAAUCAAAUGCAAUAAGAGGUCAAUGAUGAAACUGCUUAUUAAUUACUUGCAGCCAACGUAGUGCUAUAUACGAAAUAUUUAUUCAUUUGCAUAAAUAAAAGAAUGAAAAUAAAUCAAAAAACGGA
Molecule: messenger RNA, 4868 nt
Organism: Drosophila kikkawai
Lineage: Eukaryota; Metazoa; Arthropoda; Insecta; Diptera; Drosophilidae
Gene: RhoGAP93B
Product: MyTH4 and RhoGAP_KIAA1688 domain-containing protein RhoGAP93B
Biological process (GO): signal transduction
Cellular component (GO): cytoskeleton; cytoplasm
Molecular function (GO): GTPase activator activity; protein binding
Source: RefSeq, a predicted model, not a curated record